AUGACUUUGGACAAAGACCAACCGAAUCAGAUUCAAGACCUAUCCCUAAACUUUAGUUCAGAUUCUCUUUUCGCUUUAACAGAUAAGAUAAAAGCGAGUGCUGAAGGACGGAUCAGUUGGGGUGACACCUUUGGAAUGGGGCUUGGCGCGAAGAAUGACAAAUACUUGCUCAUUUGGACGCCAAAGAAAUCGUCCGAAGGGCAAAUCCUCCCCGGCUUCGACUCAGAGGACGGUGAGCUCACACUCAAAAUGAGACCGAGACCCGGCGCAUGGAUUUCUUGGGUUGACGAAGCCAAAGUGGCGACGGAAGCGAAGGAUGACCAUGAUCGUGUUCGCAGGAGUGUGCAAGAGCUGGAGCGUAACACGCGUCAAGUGACAGACUUCGCUGAUGGUGUUCUCAAAGAUAUCAUCACCGUGCAUCUAGGCGAAUCCCUCACGUUGUCAGAGAUGGUGCAAGAGGUUUUGAAAGUUGAGUUCACAAUACCAACCACUGUCAAAACCGGCGGAUAUGUCCUCGCAUCAUCUCAAGAAACCGCAUCCGGAUUAGCGAAGGUCAUUAUUCCAGAACAGACGAAUAUUCACGGUGUGCAUCUGAACGAGGAUGAGCUGAUCGAUUCAGUUGCCAACAGUGACUACAAUCGGCUCUUGGUUAUUCAUCGUACGCACAUCAAACACUAUCCCGAUCUGCUCGACGUUAACUACUGUUUAAGGCUUAGUGAGUAUUUCCAGGGUAAACCGACACAGGAAGAGGAGGGGCAGAGCAAAUUGCCUCAGCCUGUACAAGGCUUAAAACCGAUAGGGAUAUUUCCAACGGCGGCAGUCUAUAAUCCAUUGUCUCCGGACAGUAUCGAAUUCGUUGUUACCGCUCUCAAUGGUGACUACGAUGCGAUCCGUGAAGCCGUUACCGAAUCCUCUGCGAUUAUUGAUGAGUACGUGUCGCAGGCGAAUCAACUUGCACACGAAAUCAUGACGAAUUUCCAAGGGCGUAUUGAUAGUCGGCUUCAAGCACUCACACUCCAACCGGGUCAACGGAUUUAUGAGAGGGUUUGGGAUGACCUAGCAAUUGACGAGCUGCGAAAUCAGCUAUUUGAAAUCAGCGAAUUUUUUGGCAAAUAUAUCGGUGAACACCUAGAUGAAGAUAAGGUGGAAUCUAGGAAAGAAUCGCUUAGAAACAGUAUUGAUUCAAUCAUCGAAACAUGGCAACUUCAGGACUCGCGCCAAACCACUAUCAGACACCUCAUCCUAGCUGGCUACAAAUUGGCGAAUCAAGUGCUGGAUCAAGCGACUGGACUUUUCUACGAUCUUGUAUUUGAAAAGCACUUUAUUGAGACUGGGCUGCUUCGUACAGUUGAAUUGAUGGUACUUGAGGAGGGGGAACUGCUAGAUGAAAUUCGCUUGCCAGAGUGGACAGACAAAACAGUACGCGACCGAAUUUACCGCCUUGCGUUGAAUCCGACUAUCCAUCCCAAACAGAUUGAAAGGCUUCGGGACUUAUGGGUAAAAUUGCUAGAGAUUGCAAAUUUUGCGGACAGGCAUCAGCAACAAUUUGAAUCCAUUCUCAAACCGCUGUCUGACGUUCUGUUAAUGCCUAAGGAUUUUGCUUCUUCAGGGGGGAAUGCGGGGACACGCAACAUCUCGCUCCGAAGAGGGAAUACGUUUGAAGGAUUUGGAAUUUCGGAGAAGAUAUUUGAAGAUGUCCUGAAUCGCCUCCACGACAAUUUUCCUGUGAUUAAACGUUGGAUUCAAAAUACUCCUGAAGAACGGAGCGGACAUGAACCCUAUUAUAGGACAUUAUGGACAAUACUCACCGAGGGGCUGGUUCGAGAGCAUCUUUGUGAAGAUUUUCAGCCAAUUUUCGACAUCAACCUCAGUCUCCCGCUAGAAACGAAGAGGCUGAUGGACCUUGUGCUUGGUGGAAAAAUUGUUAUACGCAAUGAGAAAGAUUUAAACACUCUGAAACGGAAUCUUGGUCGUGCCUUACAGGCGAAAAUUGGUCGUGGGCUACAGGAAAUUAGUACACCUGCUAUGCUGCAAAUUCAUAGCGAUACCACCUUGUGUACACUUCGCGAGGAAUUGCUAACAUAUCAGCAGACGCUUGAUAAGCAACUUGCCCGCGCAGCGAAUCCCAAAGCCUCCAAAAAGCAGGGCAAAGGGAAAAAAGGGCGGAAAAAGGGACAAUCCCCCGAAUCCGCUAUAAAAGUGAUAGCGGCAAUUGAAGAGGAAAAACCGAAGAUCGCUGAACUUAUAGAGUUCCUGAAUUCCUAUACCAAUGCGCCAUUAACGCUGCUGGAGACAGUGAUAACUCCGCAUUCUCAGCAAAUCAAUCAGAUACGGGAGCAUCAAGUACUGAAUUUCGACCUGCAAUCGCUGCCGCCCAUUGAAGAUACAUGGCUGGAGGAUGUGAAAUCUCCGGAUGAGUAUCCGAAUUUGCGUGCAUUUCUGUUUGAAAAUAAGUUGCCUAUCUCCACCACCGGGCGCGCAUUGACGAAGUUGAGAAGGAUUUUUCCUGACCCCAUUGGUGCGGGGGAUGCUUCGGUGAAUGUGUUUAAUAUCGCCGUAGAUCUACUCCUAGAGUUAAGAGUUCUCCAAGACGCCGGCUAUGAAGGCGAUGCGCUGCAACAAUAUGCAGGCUACAUUUCUGAAAAGUUAUGGCGAUGGGAACUAACACAGAUUACAGAAGCAGAGUUGCCAAUCCUGAUCAAAGAGAAGGUGUUAUCCUCGCUAAUCUGUUACGAAAAGGAGGUCGAAGCACUCCUAGAAUACGUUGAGCGCUACGAGCGGUUAUUAGAAACAAAGCUUGCUCCUGAAUCUGAGAUGAAUAAACAGCGCGAAUUGCUAGAAGAAAACUUCCAGACGCUGAUUCAAACGCUUUUAUGA
Geodia barretti is the source of this 2877-nucleotide messenger RNA. The record is from the annotation of a GenBank genome assembly. Lineage: Eukaryota; Metazoa; Porifera; Demospongiae; Tetractinellida; Geodiidae.